Messenger RNA from Cicer arietinum (chickpea), 1548 nucleotides. RefSeq lists its product as uncharacterized. The record is from RefSeq and is a predicted model, not a curated record. NCBI's taxonomy places the organism in Eukaryota, Viridiplantae, Streptophyta, Magnoliopsida, Fabales, Fabaceae.
CUUGUUAAGCACAUGGGUCAGAAGGAAACCACAUAAACGGCCCUCCUUCUCUCUAGCUUCAGCUUCAGUUGUCCUUCUAACUCUCAACUUCUCUCUCCACAAUGAAACUAUCCCUCAAGUUUCGCAACAACAACGAUGGACAAAAUCUACAAACCACCCAAACCCAAAUCAUGACAGCAAAACUUCCCAUUACCGUAUUCAACAACCCUUUACUUUCAACCAUCACUGCCACAGGAAAUUCAUCUUCCGAUUUUUCAUUCUCACUUUCAACUAACUUCCCCUCUGGUCCUACUUUCAAACUCUCUUACUCUCCAACUUCUUCUCUUCCUUUCUCUCUCAACCUCAAAUCAGGUUUAGGUUUUUUCGGUUCACCUCGUCAUUCCCCUCUCGUCUUCUCCGCCAAUUUUCAACUUUCUAAUCUUUCCUCUUCUACCCCUCUUCUUCUUCCUUCUUUUUUUUUACACUUUAAACCCCAAUUCGGUCAUUUCUCACUUCAUAAAACGGUUUUCUCCGAUUCCGAUUCUAACACUAUCCCACUUUCUGUUUCGCCUCCAAUUGAAAAGGGUUUUGUUCCUCUCAAUGAUGGGUCUUGUUCCGGGUGGCAAAAUUUGAACUUGGAACCAUUUGGUCAUAAAGAGGACAACGGUAGCAACAAUAAUAACAACGUUUUUGUUGGCAUAGAUAGUAAGAACAGUCCAAAAUGUGGUCUUUCGCCUAGUUUUGGUGUUAUGGCUAGGACGGUUAUGCCGGUGACACAAGGUUUGUUGUUGAAUUUUCGUUGGGGUGUGAAUUUUCCGGGGAAAUCGGGGUUGAAAAUGCCGUAUCUGAUAGUGAAUAAAAUUCGGUUGGAGAGAGUUGAGGAAGUGAAGAAUGAUGAGAGGAACAGUGAUAAUUGUGAAGGCGAUUUGAAGGUGCUGAAGGGUGUGAAAAGGGACUUGGAGAAUGUUGCGAAGGAAAAUAGGGAGUUGAAGAGAGUUUUGGAUGAGAUGAAAAUGAGAGUACUUUCUAGUCGAGAAAAGAGCAAUGAGAAAGUUGGAAACAAGGUUCCACAGAAGCAGCAUUUGGGUGAGAAUGAGAGCUUCAAGAGUUGGGGAAGUAAUAAGAAUGAGAGACAAGAGAAUGAGAAAAAACAAGGAAAUAAGUCUCAGAAUAUUGUAGUAGUGAGUGAUUUGGAAUCUGAAUUGGAAAAAGCUAUAAAAGCUGUUUCUUCUUAACAAAGGUCAUUACUCAUUAAUACUACCACUUUUUCGUUGUUUUUCAAUAUAGUGGUAGUAGUAGUAGUACUUUCUAAGUUUGGCUACCUUGCCUUGUUUGUUGUAGUGACAUUUUAUGUCAUGUGUGUAUAAAAUCACAGCAUUCGGCUUAUGUUUCCUGUUUAUUGUUAAUAAUAUAUAAUAGAGAAUUGAUUAAUGACACUUCUAUAUGGUAGUUGAAUUGAAGGAUAUAAUAAUCAGUGAUUACUGAUUAGGCCUGUUGGUUAGAUAAGUGUAAUAAUCAGAUUAUUUGUGUUCAGUAAAAAGGAUGUGGGGAAUCUUGUUAUUUUUGUAA